Molecule: messenger RNA, 795 nt
Organism: Fusarium falciforme
Lineage: Eukaryota; Fungi; Ascomycota; Sordariomycetes; Hypocreales; Nectriaceae
Exons: 2
Coding region: 1-795 (264 amino acids)
Source: RefSeq, a predicted model, not a curated record
AUGUCUCGUCCCACUGGCCUCAUCGCCUCCAAGGGCAUAGAGCUCCUGACUUGGGGCACCCCCAACGGCGUCAAAGCCACCGUCCUCCUCGAGGAGCUGCGGGACGCCUACGGCAAGGACUACACCAUGCAGGCCGUCGACAUCAGCCAGAACAUCCAGAAGGAGCCGUGGUUCACUGCCCUCAACCCCAACGGCCGCAUCCCGGUCCUGGUCGACCACGACAACAAUGACCUCGCCGUGUUCGAGGGCAAUGCUAUUUUGAGCUACCUGACCAGGAAGUACGAUCCUGAGCACAAGUUCUCCUUCAAGAUUGACGACAAUGACUACACCCGCGCCGAGUCGUGGAUUGGAUGGCAGCAUGGCGGCCUCGGACCCAUGAUGGGCCAAGCAGGUCACUUCCUCAACGCAAAGGAAGUCAUCCCCUACGGAAUCCAGCGCUACGUAGGCGAGACGGAGCGUCUCAUCGGGAUCCUCAACAACCGCCUCUCCUCGCGUGACUACGUCGUAGGACCGGACCGGGGCCGCUACUCCAUCGCUGACAUUGCCAUGGUCGGCUGGGUCAACGGCCUCCCUCGAUCCACCAUCUCGUGGGAGCAGUUCCCCCACGUCAGGGAAUGGCUGGCCCGGCUGCUCGAGAGGCCGGCUGUGCGUCGGGGUCUUGCACUGCCGAGCGGGGAGAAGAAGCCCACCGGCUUGGAUCCUGUAAGCGACAAGGUACAGAAGGAGAGGGAUGAGUUGAAGAAGGUGGUCGACAAGGCCAAGGAGCAGUACGGAUACAAGUACUCCUCGCCCUAA